This is a messenger RNA of Mugil cephalus (flathead mullet), 2735 nucleotides long. It is a transcript of the gene fgf16, whose product is annotated as fibroblast growth factor 16. The record is from RefSeq and is a predicted model, not a curated record. The transcript has 3 exons. Gene Ontology annotation, biological process: positive regulation of cell population proliferation; positive regulation of endothelial cell chemotaxis to fibroblast growth factor; positive regulation of protein phosphorylation. Gene Ontology annotation, cellular component: cytoplasm. Gene Ontology annotation, molecular function: growth factor activity; fibroblast growth factor receptor binding. Lineage: Eukaryota; Metazoa; Chordata; Actinopteri; Mugiliformes; Mugilidae. The coding region runs from base 844 to 1497 and encodes 217 amino acids.
CAGAGGGGCGAGGAAGCACCUGCUUCCAACGAGGAGGUGGAGAAAAUGCUCUCAUGAAAAGGUCCAACUGCAGUGGUUGGCACUGAAACUUGUGCAAGAGGUUGGAUUACUCUGAGAUUAUACACCGGUUAUUUUAUUACAAACCUUGUUUCUCCUUUAUCGUUUUCUUGUUGCCUCCAGGAGUCUGUGGUUAGACACAAAAAAAAAAGAAAAAGAAAAGAGAAAGAAAUCAAAACAACAAAAAAAAGGCACUUUGCAGUAUGGAUUGCCUUUGUGGCGAGGUGUGUUUUCACAGUUUAUGAUAGUCUCUCGGCUUCGUGUCAGCUGCCUUUCGAGUUUUAACAAUGAUGUUCUCUGCAUCUGCGUCGCAUUUCAAUGCUCCACAAACUGUUACCAGAGUUUCCAGCCCUAGGAGAGGCGAUGCGGACGGACAGGAGCACGGGAGCGACGCGAAGAUAUACCUCUGGACUCGGAUUUGUUUGAUCGGAAAAUAAACACAGCCUUUCCGAGAGAGCACUGACAUCAACGUACAGACAGCGGCACCAUCAGUGGUAGAAGUUGGACUGAAAGUGCACAUCAAGUACAGCAAACUGAUGCGCGUAAGAAGGGAUGCCAGCCAGGCGUGGCUUGAGUCUGAAUGCGUGGGGAGUAUGUAUAUAAUAGAGUCUUACCAUUUGAUAAACAGAGAUAUCAAACUCAUGAUUAUAGCAAAGGACUAUCAAUAAACUGAGAGGACUCCGCUGACUUGGAGCAGUGACGGCGCGCCGGCUACGCUUCUUUGUGCGUGCAUGGACCGGACUUGUAUAAACUUUUCUCCCUCCUUUAAGUCACCGUACAUCUCAAAUGCCUUCGCUUAAUUUGACAGCUGUGCACACAAUGGCAGAGGUCGGGAGUUUGCUGGGGACACUCGACUUGGAUUUACAAAGCUUUCCUGCGCUCGGGAAUAUGCCCUUACCAGAGCCUCCAGUGGGGUUGAAUGAGAGGCUAGGGCAGAUUGAAGGGAGGCUGCAGCGGGGGUCGCCCACAGAUUUCGGGCACCUCAAAGGGAUCCUGAGGCGGCGGCAGCUCUACUGCAGGACCGGCUUCCAGCUGGAGAUAUUUCCCAAUGGCACCGUGCACGGAACAAGGCAGGACCACAGCAGAUUUGGUAUCCUGGAGUUCAUCAGCCUGGCAGUGAGUCUGGUCAGCAUCAGAGGGGUGGAAGCCGGGCUGUACCUGGGCAUGAAUGAGAAAGGAGAGCUCUAUGGGUCGAAGAAGCUGACGGCAGAAUGCGUGUUCAGGGAGCAGUUUGAGGAGAACUGGUACAACACCUACGCGUCAACUCUUUACAAGCACGCGGACACGGGGCGCUUCUACUACGUGGCUUUAAACAAGGACGGCUCGCCCAGGGAGGGCAACAGGACUAAAAAGCAGCAGAAACUCACCCACUUCUUACCCAGGUCGGUGGAGGUCGAAAAGAUCCCUCAGGCCUACAGGGACUUAUCCCAGUACAGGUGACCAGUGCUUACAGUGGGGGAAACGGCUCACAGACAUAAACAACGAGGAGGGAGAUGGAGGGGGUGGGGAGGUUGUGGAUAUUUUGGACCUGAUAUAGAACUGUUUACCCUCAACUCCCCUCUGCUGAGGUCAGUGUGUUUGCACCUCGGCCCGCUGCCAAGCACGUACAGCAGCGACAUAAACAAUGUGCAUGGAUGUUGCUUCUUUGCCUCUGCAGUGGACUUGUGACCUGAGGAAGGAGGGGAAGCUUUCUUACAUAACCACUGCAGGCACGGACGUAGGAGACCCCUCGGUACAGCCCAGCUGUGGGUCGAGCAGGAGGAUCGAACCAGGUGCCGCGUUUCCUCGGUAGCUGCCUUGAAGAGGGUUAAUGUGUAGAUACUGAAGAGGCGCACGGCAACGAGAUGAACCGUUGGCUCUUUGCGGAUCUGCGGGAUGAGAACCACCGGUUGACCAUCGAGAGACUUUUAGGAGCUCUGAGUGACUGAAAACAGCCUGGAUGUCACAGUGUGCAUAUGGUAAACGUGAGAGAGAGCACGUUCCCUGUAAACAAAGAAACACAGGCGGUGGUUGGGUACUACAGAACCUUUCAGAAGAAUGUGCGCAGAGAGCAAACUGUCACACGUUGAGUGGAGCUUCUUCCACAAAAUCAAAAACGAAAGAAGGGAAUAACGUCUCAAUGAUGGAACGGCACUUACUGCACAUCUGGAGUCACACCUGUGGGCUCACCCAGUCACCCAGAGUCUAAACAUCACAUCUGAAUAUCCAGCAGCGUCUCGUAGGAAUCACACGCGAAGCAGGCGACUGAGCUCGGGACGAAAGCACUUCUCCGACGAUGGCUGUAAAGAAUGAGCGACGGCGUUUCUUUUAAAGGACGGUGACUUGUAAUGUUCGAGACAGUCGGGAACAUUAUAAAAAAAUGCAAGCAGCUGAGGUAUACAUAUGGGUGAUCCUAUUUAUGAGAUGUACAAUAUAUUUAUUUUCUACAUAUAAAGUAUAAAUGUAAAUCUAUAUAUUUAUUUAUUGCAAAGACUUUAUUUUGUAAUGAACUUGAAGUUAUCUGGACUGCAGAUUCUACUGAAAUGACACCAAGAAAAAGCAAACGAAAAAAAAUGAAUAAUGAAGAACUGCAAUGAACGCGACAAUAAAAUUGUCCUGCUAUCGAGAAGUCAUUGUGAGAGACUAUUUUUGCUUGGAUUAAAGUCUGAUGUACCAAUUAAAACCAGAUAUAUAAUAUA